AUGGCAAGUUUCUCUUUCUUCCAACGUCUUUCUAGAACUUUCCGUGACAAUCACAGAACCGUUAAGCUUGUUCUUCUUUGCACCGCCGUAAGUGGUGGUGGUAUUGUGGCAUAUGGUGAAUUGGCUCCAUCGGAAGCGGUUACCGAUAGGAAAAAGGUGGUGGUGCUCGGAACUGGUUGGGCGGCAACGAGUUUCAUGAAGAAUCUGGAUAAUCCGAAGUAUGAAGUUCAAGUUAUUUCGCCUCGCAAUUAUUUUGCAUUCACUCCUUUGCUGCCUAGCGUGACGUGUGGAACAGUCGAAGCGCGCAGCAUUGUUGAACCUGUUCGCAAUAUUUUUAGGAAGAAAAAGGUGGACGUGCAAUUCAGUGAAGCAGAAUGUUUCAAGAUUGAUGCUGAAAAUAGAAAAGUUUAUUGUCAAUCUAAUGGAAACAAUAGUUUGAAUGGGAAAGAAGAAUUUGUUGUGGACUACGAUUACCUAAUCAUCGGUGUGGGUGCUAAUGUCAACACAUUUAACACGCCAGGAGUAGUGGAGAAUUGUCAUUUUUUGAAGGAAGUUGAAGAUGCGCAGAAGAUUAGAAGAACAGUUAUAGACUGUUUUGAGAGAGCAAACUUGCCUGAAGUAAGCGAGGAAGAAAAGAAAAGAAUUCUUCAUUUUGCUAUUGUUGGAGGCGGGCCAACUGGAGUAGAGUUUGCAGCUUCACUUCAUGACUUUGUUAAUGAGGAUUUAGUCCAUUUAUAUCCCGGGAUAAAAGAUUUAGUAAAAAUUACACUUCUGGAAGCUGGAGAUCAUAUCUUGAGCAUGUUUGACAAAAGGAUAACUGCUUUCGCUGAAGACAAGUUUCAUAGAACUGGGAUUGAUGUGAAAACAGGAUCCAUGGUUGUGAAAGUAUCUGAGAAAGAAAUUUCCACUAAAGAGUUGAAAAAUGGAGGAAAUAUUACUAUAAUUCCAUAUGGAAUGGCUGUCUGGUCAACUGGUAUCGGCACUCGUCCCUUUAUUAAAGAUUUCAUGUCACAAAUUGGUCAGGCUAGCAGACGUGCUCUAGCUACUGAUGAAUGGUUGAGAGUUGAAGGAUGCACCAAUGUUUAUGCGCUCGGUGACUGUGCUACGAUAAAUCAGCGAAAAGUCAUGGAAGAUAUUGCAGCGAUCUUUAAGAAGGCUGACAGACGCAAUUUAGGAACACUUACUGUCAAAGAAUUUCAAGAGGUCGUGAAUGACAUUUGUGUAAGAUAUCCUCAAGUUGAGCAGUACCUGAAAAGUAAGCAGAUGCGCAACAUUGCUGAUUUAUUGAAGGAAGCCAAGGGAGAUGUUAAAAAAGAAACAAUUGAACUGAAUAUUGAAGAACUCAAAACAGCUCUUUCCAAAGUGGAUUCGCGGAUGAAAUUUCUCCCUGCAACAGCACAGGUUGCAUCUCAGCAAGGAAUUUACCUAGCCCAGUGUUUUAACCGAAUGGAAGAGUGUGAGAAAAAUCCAGAGGGUCCUCUCAGGUUCAGGGGAGAAGGUCGUCAUCGCUUCAAUCCCUUCCGGUACAAGCACUUAGGUCAGUUCGCUCCUUUGGGAGGAGAACAGACAGCUGCCCAGCUUCCUGGGGAUUGGGUUUCAAUUGGUCACAGCAGUCAAUGGUUGUGGUAUUCUGUCUAUGCAAGCAAGCAAGUAAGCUGGCGCACAAGGGUGUUAGUAGUUACAGACUGGACACGACGUUUUAUUUUUGGAAGGGACUCAAGUCGCAUAUGA
Molecule: messenger RNA, 1731 nt
Organism: Lathyrus sativus (Indian pea)
Lineage: Eukaryota; Viridiplantae; Streptophyta; Magnoliopsida; Fabales; Fabaceae
Source: the annotation of a GenBank genome assembly